This is a messenger RNA of Eruca vesicaria subsp. sativa (arugula), 1059 nucleotides long. NCBI's taxonomy places the organism in Eukaryota, Viridiplantae, Streptophyta, Magnoliopsida, Brassicales, Brassicaceae. The record is from the annotation of a GenBank genome assembly.
AUGGCUCACAGAAGAAUCUCAUCAGCAGAAAAAGGAAAAGGGGGCAUAUACCGUCGAACCUCUCAAGCAAGGGAAAGAUCAAACUAUGGAGAACAGAGAUAUGCACGGCCCCCUCGAGACUCAUCUCGGCAACAAGAACUUCCUGCACCUCCUAGCAGAAGCUAUUAUCGAGAAACUAAUAAGAUUCUCCCUGAAGCAAAAGAUACCGGCUCGAGUGCCUCAAAGAACGUAUAUGAGUCACCAAACGGGGGGAAUCCCCUAGAUCCUAGAUUAAACCAGCUACCCCAGAAAGCAGUUAAUGAAGCUUUGGGAGAGGUGAAAAAAGCUAUGCUGCAGUAUACCAAAAGUGCAAAUCCCACAGAGAGAGAAGCUAGGGAGGAACGAUCUAGACAAUCCGAAGAAGAAGGAGACUUUGAAGAAACUGCGAUACAAAUGGUUAGAUCGUCGCUGGGGACUAGUGUAGAGAGGCAAAAGGGGGACAAUCGUGGGGGUACCCCAGAGAGAGUCCCAGAACCUCAAAGAUUGGGACCCAACCCUCUUUCUCAAGGAAUAGUGUUCGGAAGAGUCUCUACCGAGGCAAUUCCUAACUCUCAGGAAAGGGUCCCUGCAACCCUCCGGUUAGGACCUCCUACAUCCCCCCAACCUAAUUUGAGGAGUUCCGGAAGCGGGGAAGGGGAUGAACCACCUCUGUCCCCUGCAUUACAGGCGCGUGUUCCUGCAUCUCUGCGUUUGCAAUCUGGGACGGAAAUACUAAACAGUGAGGAGACAUUGGGGGAUACAUCAAACGGAAAGAAGAAAAGAGGGCAUCCUCCGGGCUCUAGAACAGUGCAAGACAGCACAAAAGUGACACAAGGAGAGGGCUCACGAAGAAGAAGAGUUGUGCCGAAUAAACCUUCUCCACUUAGGAAAAAAGUCAAUGCAAGGAGGAAGGCUUCGACUGCAGCAAAUGACACAACAGCGUCACUUAAAAUGGUGAUGCGGCUGGUUUCGGGCGUCAAAAGUACCGCCGGCGGUGGUAGUCUCCACAUAGUUGGGCGAGAAGUUAGUUAUAAGUUUUGA